Molecule: messenger RNA, 2692 nt
Organism: Zychaea mexicana
Lineage: Eukaryota; Fungi; Mucoromycota; Mucoromycetes; Mucorales; Lichtheimiaceae
Exons: 15
Coding region: 58-2277 (739 amino acids)
Source: RefSeq, a predicted model, not a curated record
CACAUAAAGCGCGUUUACUUCCUUUUACUGCACUUUUUCUUUCGCGUCCUUCCACUCAUGGAAUUUAGCGACGCUGUCGAUCGACUGCAUGGUGUUCUACAAGAAGUGUUUCUAAAGAAAGCGAAUGUAGCUUCAAAUAAGCCUGCCUGGGCAUCGUCGGCUGUGAUCCCUUGGUCAUGGGUGGCGGCUGCAUUAGCUCGUCUACUUUCCGAGUACUCUACAGGUCUCACAGACGCAACUGCUUUAAGCGAACUGGAAUUACAGUGGGAGCAAGCUUUUUUUAAACAUAGCAAAGGAUUUGGUGCUGCUUACGGUACCAUUCAAUCGAUGUAUGAUUAUCAGCGAACAGCUGCAUUGGAAGUUGUAACAAAAGAUUGGCAACUGUUUUCCCUGGCCGAUAUCUGGCUUGUUACAGUAUCUGAUGGCAUGUCAUACAAGGUCAUGGAUAUGUAUAUGCAUCCAAAAUUUAAUCAGUGGAUCGCUUCCUCACGACCGUCGCUACGAUCCGGUAUUCCGUUCCUAAAGGAUCGAACUAUGCGUAUGUUCUGUGGUGCAAAGAUCAACUCUCCAAUCUCAUCACAGUAUGAUAACAAGGAUGUCAGCCGAAUUACACGUGUUGCUCGCGUACCACCGACACAACUCUUGAUGUUUGUCCUUACACCAAAUGACGGCAACUUUAUCCGAGGGGAGUUUACAGACUCGUUGCGAAACGUUAUACAGCCUGGGAUCCUGGGGAGACUGAAUAAACAUUUGCAUAAAUUAUGGCUCAAGGUUAUACAUGUCGAAAAAACAGAACACAUUUCUGCCAAUCAGAAUGUAAAUCAAGAUCUCAUUACCGAGGAUGAUGGCGAAAAUACGAAGUUACGACGAACCGAUAUAUUUGUGGUGGAUAUGACGCCGGAUAACGAACCAGCCGUUCUGUCACUUUAUGAUCAGCAGACGCAACUUGCAACCAUGUUGACGAGGGGCGACUACAUCGGACUAUACAAUCCUGGAUUCCCAACCGCACGAACCGAAAGUCAACGAUCCCAUUCUGAUAUUGUAUUCGAAUACACUGAAGACACAGUAAUAUUUCACAUGGCAGAGAAAGAUGCACGGCAGGCCGGUGUAAACAAAGUGGAAGCAGAUACUGCCAAUAGUCAAAUGUCUCAUCAAAGUCGACGACGCGAUAGUAUUCAUAAUAGUCUACUAUCUAACUCUUCACAAAAACAGCAGAAACAAACGACCAAAAAAGGGAUUAUGGAACGCGAUGAAGAAGGAUUCAUGGAUUGUUUGGCAUACCCAAACCGUAUCUUUAUCAAGGAUCUUGAACCGUCCAUGUUAAAUAUCACUCUCCUGUGUCGAGUUGUCGCGAUCGCCAGUAAUAACCCUUUUACUAAACAAGACAGUAAAACGAAAAUGGAUCGAUACGCGAUGCGGAUAGUGGAUUCCACAGGCAAAGUGGAUGUGACAUUAUGGGAACAGGCGGGCCGUAAAGCAAGAAAAUUACAGCCAGGCCAAUAUGUGCUGUUAACAGGCUUGACUACCUCGUCUAGUAACGUGUCUGACAGAGGCACCAGUUGGUUUGUCAAUGGAAGUGCUGUCACUGGUACCGAAAUAUACAACAUAUCCACCAUGAAGGGCUUACUAGCAAGCUCUUGUUUGCGUCAAAUUAAAUCCAUCCAAAAUGUCGAAAGCAACCAAGGGUCAUGGCAAGUCAAUAUCACUGUUGUCGGAUGGCGAAUACGGACAGAAGAUGAUACCAUGGUUAUUGGCGAUUGUUAUGAGCAAGACCCUGACGAAUAUGCAAGAGCUGACGGAAGGCUGCCAGCUGACAUUAUUACCAUCCAUGCACAUACAGCAUGUUUCCAUCCUGUUUAUCGUAGUUGUGAAGCAAGAAACACAAACGGCGGCAUGAGUAUGCGCAUAUGUGAAUUCUGCAAAUGUUUAAUACCUGAAGAACAAGUGGUGGAGGCGUUCCGGAACCGUUCUUCGAUCGUUACGACCGCAGAUUCUCCAGGAACAUCUUCAAACCGUGGAUGGGUAGAAUGGACGCUGGAUGAUUGCGAAGGACAAAUGAUUACGGCUUUUGGUUGUGAAGAAGCCCUAUUAGGUGUUUCUGCCCAACAGUUCAAACUCAUGUCGUAUGACGGACAGACUGGUCUUCUCGAUAGUGUGUUGGGUAAACCAUUGCUGUGUUCUAUAUCGACUACGAGCCAGGGUUAUCGAAUUGAUCAAGUUGCACUAAGUCAGCCUACAUACCAUGAUUGCAUGGAACUUUUACGGAACUAUUCAUGAUAUCCAUAGCAGUUCAAUGAAAGAAGCUUGUUUUUGCAUAUUGUGUCUCCUCAUUAUCUGUACAGUUGUCCGCGCUAAUUUCUAAAUUCGUUAGCUUUUAACCCUUAUUUAGGAUGUUCUCAAAAAGGGCGAAGCCCGUCCGGACGGGGGUCCUAAGUUAGAAGUAAGUAGGGUAUUACCGAAACUGUGGUGGCCCGUACGGACACUUUAGGAGGAAUGUUGCGGGCGUUCGGACCAUGCUAUUACUAUUUUCGUCCACAUUUCCAAGAAGUAGUAAAAGAUACUGAACAGAAAAAGACAAUUGACCAUCAAAACAGCAUAGAAUGAAUUCACUCCUCAUGAUAAAUGCCUACCGAAUGUCAGGCUGUAUCAAUAGGCAGGAAAAAGAAAUUAUAAACGCUAAAUAUCAUCAAAA